Molecule: messenger RNA, 5781 nt
Organism: Uloborus diversus
Lineage: Eukaryota; Metazoa; Arthropoda; Arachnida; Araneae; Uloboridae
Product: F-box/LRR-repeat protein 16-like
Exons: 4
Coding region: 427-1872 (481 amino acids)
Biological process (GO): SCF-dependent proteasomal ubiquitin-dependent protein catabolic process
Cellular component (GO): SCF ubiquitin ligase complex
Molecular function (GO): protein binding
Source: RefSeq, a predicted model, not a curated record
UUGAACCACAAAGUGUUAAAACAAUAUACACAUUUCCCACUUUCCGCAACUUGUUGUUAUCAUAUCUCGUGAUUCAUGAAGACAACAGCCGAUGAUAGCUGAAAUUUUCUUGAAGAAAGUUUUGAGAAUCAUUUUACAUGAUAUCGCAUUUGAAAAACAUCGAUUCCUUUCAUAUUCAGUGAGAAAAUCUCAAAAAAUCUUACAAAUACCACACAGGAAAAAUCGAAGAUAUUCAUUUAUUGCUACCCGAUAUUUGUUAACCACCCAAUAAGAAAUUGUAUCCUGUCAAUCAUACAGUCAGACAGUCAGUCAUUAAUCCUGUUGGUAUCAUCCAAGGUCCACGAUAUUCUUCCAUCACCGAGGAAAAGAUUCCGGUGGAGAAGAUCUCUUCAGACGGUAGGCUUUAGCAGUCGCUGUGAUGUGAACAUGGGCGAACCAUCAUGGUGCGGACUGUGUAGGUGUCCUCCGACUGUCCUGUGGGCAAUGUCUGGCGGAACAGCAUCUGACGUCAGCUUCACCAAGCGAGCAGCCCAAGAACUGAGUCGCUGUUUCAACGGGCUGAGCGUAGGGCGAGCAGCCAAGGGAUCACAGGGGGCCCCGGCAUUCUGCUGCCCCGGGAGCGGGGCCCUCAACGAGACACAGCACCUGCUACAGAGGGCCCGCAUCACAAAGGGCAAGUUUAAGGAGAGGUUGGAUCGAGUUCCACAUGCUAGGACAUUGACGGAGCUGUGGUUGGAGCCAGCAUUCUUGGCGAGACUCUUCAAACAUGUGAGCCCGAAAGAUCGAGCUGUCCUAGCACAGGUGUGCACUGCUUGGCGCGAAGUUUUGUAUCAGCCGAAGUUCUGGCGUGGGAUCCAACCUAUCAUCAAUUUCCGAGAAUUAAAGUCAAGCAAUCCCAGUUCUCGUCUCUCGGUGUACAAAAGCCUGGAUCGUAGAUCCUUUGAUUCCUUGUGUCUAUUUGGUGCUUCUGACGAUGACGUCAGUGAAUUCGUGCAUCAGUGUCCACCUUCCAUGGGCAAAAGAGUUCGUCAGAUUGCUCUGAGGUGUUCGGGUGUCACUGAUAAAGGACUGGAGGAACUUCUGAAGGGCUUCCCUUCGAUAGUGCAGCUGGAGUUAUCUGGUUGUAAUGAGAUUACAGACGCUGCACUUUGGGCAUCAUUGAGUCCACGAAUCGUGUCCUUGACACUAGCUGACUGCAUCCACGUGUCUGAUGACACCGUGGCCGCUGUCACCCAACUGCUGCCGUCAUUGUACGAACUUGACCUGCAGGCUUACCAUGUGACAGAUGCGGCACUGUCCCUCUUGUGCCUCAGAGACCUUAGGGUCUUGAGGUUGAGGUCUUGUUGGGAGUUGACAGACCGUGGACUGAUGGAACUGGCAAGGUCUUUGCCUGAUUUGACUCAGCUCUCCUUAUCCGGGUGCUCCAAGAUAUCGGACGAAGGAGUGAGCUUACUGGCAGAGAAUAUGAGGCAGCUGCGGGCUCUAGACCUCGGAUGGUGCCCUAGAAUCUCUGAUGGUGCCCUAGAGUACAUAGCUUGUGAUCUGAGCCAAUUAGAAGAGCUGACUUUGGACAGGUGUGUUCACGUGACCGACAUCGGACUCGGCUACUUGUCCACCAUGCAACACCUGUGCGCUCUUUACCUCAGGUGGUGUACGCACAUUCGAGACUACGGCAUCAAACACCUUUGUGGAAUGCGAAACCUACAGGUGUUAUCUUUAGCCGGAUGUACACAAGUGACUGCAAAUGGCUUGUCAUCCCUAAUACAGCUUCGCCACCUGCAAGAACUUGAAUUAACUAACUGCAGGGGUGCAACAAGGGAACUGAUACAGUACUUGCAUCAAAAUUUACCACACUGUCUCAUCAUAGAAUGAUUUUAAAGUCAGAUAUUUUGCAGAAAGUAAAGCAUAAUUCAUUUUGGAAGAAGUUUUAAAAAGUGAGAAAUUGAAUAUUACUAAUUUCAAUAAAAUAGUUCCAGUAUUCUCAAUUUGUUGUAGAUUUAUCAAUUUUGUGAUAAGACUAAUAAUAAUCAGGGACUAAAUAUAGCAUUCGCACAAAUUUAUUUUAGAAUUGAUUUUUUUUCCUUCAAAUAGUAAACUUCGCAAUUUAUGCAAAUAUUAUACAUCAAAUCCCAUCAGAAAGGAAAUAGUGAACGAUGAAAGUAUCCACUAAAAUAUUUUUGCUUUAGUAAACAGGAUGAAAAGUAACUUCUCAAAUUCAUGUUGAAAUUACUUUUACUAAAACAUGAGAGUAUACAAUUUACCCAUUAAAGCAUUUAAUAGAACAUGCUAUCUAGCCUCAGUUAUAAAGCUAUUGCUAAAACAACUAUGCUUAGAAACUGAAGAAAAAAAAGGAAAUAAUUUUUUUUUCUAUGUAAAAAUUUUAUAUGUAACGUCUAAUGCAAAAAUCAUGUAAAUAUGAGAAGAUGAACAUAUUGCACAGUCUAUGAGUUGAUGGUCGUCAAAGUGACAACACAAGUGAUAAAAGAAAAAAAACUUUAAAAGUAAUUAGCAAUAUUUUCAAAAUGUCAUUAUUUCAAUCUACUAAUUUUUCGAUAGCUAUAGCUCUAUAGAGAAUUCUAGAAAGUUUUUCAUAUACUCAUUGUAUCAAAUUUAAGGUUGUUGUACUACAAAAUUAAUGUUAUCGAAAAUCCAAUUUAUAGUCUUCGAAGUAGGAUUUAUGGGAUUUAUUAAGUAUCAUUGAAAGUGUUGCCGGUUUCCAUAUUGAAAUGAGAGCUAUAAGCAGUUAUUGGACAAUUAACCUCAUAUACGUACAAUUUUUAAAAAGUGCUACAAUAGCUCUGAAAAUGAUCUAUGUGGAACGGAAAGCUACUUCACCGAUUUGCUAAAGGUCUUCCAUACUUUUAUGAGAAAGUUAUUGAAAAUGAUGAUAAGAGAAAAUAUUUUAAGAAUGUUAAAGAAAAUAUUACAUGUUGUUGUUUCUAUAACUACUAUAGUGGAGAUGAACCAGGAAAAUGGUUCAAUGUCCAAUAAAAACAAGAUGUAACAUCUAAGUAUUGUUUGUUCACCAGGAGAAGGCACUUGACUCCACCUUCGUGACGUGGUAUCUGAUGAUUCUGUUUUGUUGUCUUUUUAAGAAGGUUUAUAAUCACUGCAUUUUGUGGUAAAAGCAAAAGUUUGAAAUCCAUUUUAGUAACAAAAUAAGAACAAUGAAAGUAACAGUAAUCAAGUGAAACAAGUGACGUAAAGGACAAAGACUCCUUCGCUCAUUUGAAUGUGCACCAAAGUUAUGGUAGCCUCAUACACAAGUGCAGUGAUGUGUUCAUCGAUCACCCCAGGGUUAAAAUGAACUAUGAGUUCAAGAAGGCAGGGAAAAGUGCUGUUUUGUUGUGAACGCACAAUACAAAUACAUAGACUGAAGUCAACAAAAAUGAAAAAUUCUAUACAACAUAAUGGUUACAAUUACUCACAGUGCAUGCUUUCUUUUAAAAUAUUAUUGCAGUAUUUUGAGAAUAAAUUCUAUUGGAUUUACUUUGAUAAAAUUUCUUUUUAAAAGCAGGAAUUUUAAAGAUCAUAACAUUUUAAUUGAAUAAAACUUUUAUAAAUAUAACUGCAAAACUAUGAUUUCCUAUAUAAAUGUAAUUCUCUUCAUAUACUUGAUUAUUAAAAAUUGGUCAUAAAAUUUCUGUCAUCCAAACUUUCAACUACAUAUGAGACAGUGAGAGGCAAAGGGAUGUUAGUGGCAAAAUUAAAAAUUUAGAGAAAAACCAGUACAAAUAGUAGGUGAUCCUCUCCUCUGUUUUGGGGCAAGAGAUAGUACUAGUAGCCCUAGUAGGUGUUGUAAUACAGCAUGACUUAGAAAAAAAUUCAAUGAAACCUACCUAUGACCAGAACUUUAAACGCAUUUCACUCAAAACUUGAAAAUGUCCAUUUACAUCCCUUUGCUUCUCACUGCCUAAUAUGAACUGCGGACAAAGUUCAAUAUUGGUAAUUUUACUAUAAAUUAAUGCUUCCUAUUGGUAAUCUUGAUUUAAUGUUAUUAAUUAUGAAUAAAAAAUGCCAAUAUGUUAAACAGUAAUUAAUACGUUGCUAAGCAAUUCGACUAUGCAUUUUAAUAUUUGAUUCUUGAAUUCAACUUUUGUUUGCUUUUAUAGUUUGAUCAUGUAAAUAUCUACUCCCAUAUGCUUAAGACUCAUUGUUACAUGCUAAUUAUAUUUGAUAAUUAUGAAGGUAAUUAAUAAGUAUAGUACAAAAAUUAUUGGUUGCUAUUUGUUACAAAUUUACUAUCAACUGAUUCGGAGGAGUUUAUCACAAGCAUUUACAACUUAAUUUAUAUUCUAUGCAGUUGAGAGGCAGGGUAAAAUCUAUUUAAUUGCAUUUUUAGAGUCAUUUUCAUGUUUGUGAAGUAAUUUAAAAAAUAAAACAGAAGAAAGAAAACAAUGUCUCACCAAAUAAUACCCACAAAUGAAACAACACACUAAUAAAACUUUUAUCUUUACUAUUUCUAUUAUUAUUAUUAUUCCUUUAUUUAUAUUUAGCGCCAUAGAAGAUUACAUUUUACAAGAAAAUAACUUCUUAUGAAGUCUUAGUUCAUAAAAUUCUUUUUUUGAAGCCUCGAAUAUUGUUAUUAAACGAUUUUACACUCAAAACAAAAAUUCCUCUAUGCACCCCAAGUAAAAGAAAAAGAAACUGAGUUCAUUUUGAAUCAACAAUUAAUCGAGCACAUUUUUUUUUUACAUUUAUAACAAAAUAUAACUUUUAAAAGAUCUAACUUGUUUUGUUCAACAACGUCUCAAUGUAUAGCCAUACGCAGAUAGAUUUCUCAAAAUUACUCUUUGAAAAAUUUGAAAACUUUAAGCAGUUUCUGCAUGAGGAUGAUCAAAAACUUAGAAAAAUUAGUUUUAGAGUACGAUUUAUAUAUGGAUGCCCCAAUUGCCAAAUCGAUUAACUCCAAUUUUUAAAAAAAUCCUCAUUUCUGCUUUAAUAGUGCUUAAUCAAUGCUUAGCAUGUGAAUUUAUAUUAAAGUUUUGGUUCAUCACAUUUCUGACCAUGUAAUGGCAGAAAAUUUAACACGAGGGCCUAUUCACUCCUAUGGAUAACACUAUCUUCAUCAUAACUUUUCUCGACUCUUUGUUUUAUGGAGUUGAUUGAUUUGGCAAAUGAGGCGCAAUGAUUAACGCCAUGUGUUAAACAAACGUUCUAGUAACCUUUCUUCUGGUACAUCUUCAUCAUGCAUUAAACUAUUUUUGAAGAUCUUAGAAAAUUCAUUUCAUAACAUUCCCUUUUUGGAAUGUCAAGGACAGCAUUUGCUCAUGAUACUUGUAGCAAACAUGUUGGAUAUAUUCUGCAGUGGUUCUCAUGUUAUAAGAUUUUCAAUCAUUGUAUUAUUUCUAAAUGUUCACAAUAAAAUACAGACUAAAUUAACGAUAAAACUGGCCAACAAGCAUUUUUAUCAAACAUUAUUAAACAAACUCAGAUUUUUCUCAGUAAUCAUUCAAAUAACAAUAACUUCUUUAAUAUGCACAUAUGUGAAAAAUAAAAUACAAAAUAUAUUGUAAUGGAAAUGUUGGCUACAUUUCAAUAUUGAAAAUAUAAAACUCAUUAGAAGUAACGGUCAUAAAAUCUUAUUAAAGAACAGGACUUACAAGGUUUGACUUAGGAAAAAUUCAGAUUGUUAUUUUUUAUGUAUUAUACAGAAAAUAUUUCCUAAGAAAAGUUUAGUAAAUAGUUUACAAUUGUUUCAGCAAUACCUUUAACCUUCUUGUGGUCUGUGAAGAUACCACAUAUUGGAUUAUCUACUUUAAAUCCACAUUCAAGCCCAUU